AUGGCUAUCGAGAUUGACCUUGCGGAGUACCUCUUCAAACGGCUGAUCGAGCUUGGUCUUGGAUCCGUUCACGGAGUCCCAGGGGAUUACAACCUCACUGUUCUCGACUAUAUCAAGCCCAUGGGUCUUCAUUGGGCCGGCAAUGCAAACGAGCUCAACGCAGGCUACGCAGCUGACGGUUAUGGAAGAAUCAAAGGCAUAUCCGCCAUCAUCACCUCUUUUGGCGUUGGAGAGCUCUCUGCCAUAAACGCCAUUGGAGGUGCAUACGCGGAGAGGUCUCCAGUCGUGCACAUUGUUGGAACCGCCCCCAUGGCAGCCCAGAAGGUUGGAGCCUGUCUGCAUCACACUUUGGGCACUGGAAACUACAGAGCAUUCCCGGAGAUGAACAAAUGGGUGACUGUGGCCCAAGCGAAUCUGACAGAUGCUGAGACGGCACCGGCUCUGAUUGAUGCAACCCUAAAGGCAUGUGUCUUGAAUAGUCAACCUGUGUAUAUCGAGCUUCCAACAAAUAUGGUGAAAGCUCAAGUGUCUGUUCCGGUCACACCUAUCGACCUAUCAAUCCCUGGAUACGACGAGGCGUAUGAAAACGAAGUGGUGGACAAGGUCGUGAAAAGGAUUCAAGGCUCUACAAAGCCAUUGAUUCUCAUGGACGGAUUGACGGCUCGCUUCCGUGUUACCGAAGAGGUGAACACAUUUGUACGAUUGACCGGCUUUCCUACUCUUUCCGCACCUUUCGGAAAAGGCAUUGUCAAUGAAAGCCUGUACAACUACUACGGUAUUUAUGUCGGAGACGUUGGAGAUGCAGUUAUCAAACAACAAGUUGACGACGCGGACCUAGUCCUCAACUUUGGGCCCCUGCAUUCUGAUGUCAAUUCCUUUGGCUUCACGGCUGUGCCCAAGGCGGAUGUCACAAUUUCUUUGAACAUGCACUCCAUCAAGUUCGGUAACGAAGGUGGCCACGACGGCGAUGUCAUCUCUAUCAAGUCAUUCAUGAGGAAGCUGGUGAGGCGAGUCAGUGCUAUUAACCUGCCCGCUGUUCGAACAUUCAACCAGGGCCCGUCUUCUUCGCGCCUUUUGCUGAAGAAUCUCAAGCCCUCCGCCGACGACGCAAUUAUCGACCAAGACUCUUUUUGGCUUCGAAUGUCUGAGUUUCUCCGACCUGGAGACCUUGUCCUCGCGGAAGCCGGUACGUCCUUUGCAGGCACCAGUACGAUUGUGCUUCCAGAGAACGUUAUCCUUAUAAACUCCGCUCUCUGGCUCUCCAUUGGCUAUACGCUUCCUGCGUUACAGGGAAGCGCUCUAGCUCAGCGAGAACAGCGCAAGGACGGUAGCGAUGAGGGUGCUCGCUCAUCUGGCCGUGCCAUAUUGUUCAUUGGAGACGGAAGUCUUCAAAUGUCCGCUCAAGGCAUUAGCGAUAUUAUCAGGAGCCGACUUGACGUUACGAUUAUUGUCAUCAACAACAAUGGCUACACUGUUGAGCGAGUCAUUCACGGCUUCCACGAACACUACAACGAUAUCCAACCAUGGAGGAACACCGAGGCUCCAAACUACUUUGGGGCACCGCUGGAUGAUUCCGAGUAUCCCGUGGUAUCAGUGCAGGCCAAGAAUUGGGGAGAGCUGCGAAGUGUUCUGCGACGCAAAGAUGUCCGGGCGGGCAAAGGUCUGACAAUGAUUGAGGUGUUUAUGGACAUGGCAGAUGCUCCGGCUCCUCUCAAGAAGCUUUCUGCCUAUGUCAGCAACAGGAACAAGACGAACGGUUCGUAG
This is a messenger RNA of Trichoderma virens Gv29-8, 1764 nucleotides long. RefSeq lists its product as uncharacterized. The transcript has 2 exons. Lineage: Eukaryota; Fungi; Ascomycota; Sordariomycetes; Hypocreales; Hypocreaceae. Gene Ontology annotation, molecular function: magnesium ion binding; carboxy-lyase activity; thiamine pyrophosphate binding. Bases 1 to 1764 code for a protein of 587 amino acids. The record is from RefSeq and is a predicted model, not a curated record.